Molecule: messenger RNA, 1449 nt
Organism: Scheffersomyces coipomensis
Lineage: Eukaryota; Fungi; Ascomycota; Pichiomycetes; Serinales; Debaryomycetaceae
Gene: OAC1
Product: Oac1p
Exons: 1
Coding region: 321-1361 (346 amino acids)
Source: RefSeq, a predicted model, not a curated record
AACAGCCCUUCCGUCACAAUUCGAAACUUUUAAUUGAUACCACUGAAGCUCAUCAAGCUAAGUUAGUGAAUUCGUCAACAUAUAAAACCUUGUUUAAUUAAACAAUGAUAGAUAUAUGACAUUUAAGAUUUAUCUUGGACUGAUAACGUGACUCAUCACAUGACUCAAAAUCGGCCCGUUAUCGUUAUGAAAAAUUGAGCUAGUUACGUCAAAACAAAAGAAAAACCGAUAAAUGCAAAAAUUGUAUCUAAUCAAAAAAAGGAAAAAAAAAUUACGAAGAAAUCAGAGAAGAGGAUAAACUAUUCCUUAUCAGCAGUUCAAUGAGUGAAAUAAAGGAGACUACCAAGACUGUUGUGGUUGAACAAGUGGCGGCACAGAAACAUGCUGGAGGUAAGAGGAGUAGUCUUGAAAAAGUAUCCACUCUUGGAGGGUUUGUUGCUGGUGGGAUAGCAGCUUGUGGAGCUGUUACUUUUACUAAUCCAAUUGAAUUGGUGAAGACUAGAAUGCAAUUACAAGGUGAAUUGCAUAAGAAGGCUUCUAGUGAAGUGUUAUUAUAUAAGAAUCCAUUCCAAGCGUUUGGUCUUAUCUAUAAAAAUGAAGGUAUACGAGGUUUACAACAAGGUUUACUUUGUGGUUAUUUCUAUCAAAUGGGAUUGAAUGGUUGUAGACUUGGAUUAUAUGAACCAAGUAGAUACCUUUUAACUAGUAUAUUCCUGCCUUCUAGUCUUACUGAAGGUGGAAGAGUUCCUCAAAAUUUAUUUAUCAAUGUUUCUUCAGGUUUUAUUUCAGGAUCGGCCGGUGCUAUUCUUGGAUCUCCAUUUUUCUUAAUUAAAACAAGAAUGCAAUCUUAUUCCAAAGCAGGAUCAGAAGCUGCUCAUCAUGUCGGUCAACAAACCUAUUAUAAGGGGGUUUGGGAUGGUUUAAGUAAAGUUUAUAAAGCUGAAGGUAUUAAGGGUUUAUAUAGAGGGGUCGAUGCUGCUGUAUUAAGAACAGGAGCUGGAUCAUCAGCUCAACUUCCAGUAUAUACUUACACCAAGAACUUCCUUUUAAAGAAUAAUAUUGCCGAAGAUAAUUCAUUAAAAAUGCAUUUCAUAUCAUCUUCAACUGCUGGUUUAGGAGUAGCUAUAGUAAUGAAUCCAUGGGAUGUUAUUCUUACUCGUUUAUAUAAUCAAAAGGGUAAUUUAUAUAAAGGUCCAAUCGAUUGUUUCCAAAAGACUAUCAGAACAGAAGGUCCUGCUGCAUUAUAUAAAGGUUUCUGGGCUCAAUUAUUUAGAAUUGGACCUCAUUCUAUUUUAACAUUAAUGUUCAUGGAACAAUGUAUGAAAGUCAUGGUUCAAGUUGAACUGAAAUUAAGAGCAUAGAUCUAUUUAUUAGAAACUAUUUUUAUAGAGCCCCUUUUUAUACAAUAUGAUAUAAUGAAAUGUAAUUUAGAUAUUAACUAAACUUUCC